AUGGCAUCAGCCCAGUUCAACCCUCUGCAGUCCAUCGGUGAAAACAUCCAUUUCUUCCAGCCCCCAGAGCGAGGUGUAACCAGCAGUCCCGCACUUAUCGCACUCUGUACCUGGCUCGGAGGCGCAACGACUCAGCGCAUCCAGAAAUACAUCACCGGCUACCGAGCCCUGUACCCCAACUCCGCGAUCCUUCUCAUCGCUACACGCAUACUGGAAAUCAGCGCACUCCCGUUCAGCGUUCUCCACGCGCGUUUGGCCCCCGCCCGCGAUGUGAUCCGCCGAUUUGUCAGCUCUGAUACAGAGAAGGAAGGCACUGAUUCUUUUCUGUUACAUAUUUUUUCACAUGGCGGGUGCAAUACUGCCAUUCAGUUAGCUCUUUCUUUGAAGAAGGACCCUAUACACCCGCAUUAG
Molecule: messenger RNA, 411 nt
Organism: Aspergillus tanneri
Lineage: Eukaryota; Fungi; Ascomycota; Eurotiomycetes; Eurotiales; Aspergillaceae
Exons: 1
Coding region: 1-411 (136 amino acids)
Source: RefSeq, a predicted model, not a curated record